This is a messenger RNA of Phragmites australis (common reed), 1124 nucleotides long. Its product is annotated as proliferating cell nuclear antigen-like. Gene Ontology annotation, molecular function: DNA polymerase processivity factor activity; DNA binding. Gene Ontology annotation, biological process: regulation of DNA replication; translesion synthesis; leading strand elongation. The transcript has 4 exons. The record is from RefSeq and is a predicted model, not a curated record. Gene Ontology annotation, cellular component: PCNA complex. The coding region runs from base 134 to 925 and encodes 263 amino acids. Lineage: Eukaryota; Viridiplantae; Streptophyta; Magnoliopsida; Poales; Poaceae.
CCCUCCCUUUAGCACUCCGCGUCCCCAAAUGUUUCCCUAUUAAUCUCCCCUUCCCCUUUCUCCCAAACCCCUCGCGCCCAGUUCCUAGGGUUUCUCGACCUCCCUCCGCCGCCGCCGAGGAAGCGCCGCCACGAUGUUGGAGCUGCGGCUGGUGCAGGGGAGCCUCCUCAAGAAGGUCCUGGAGGCGAUCCGCGACCUGGUCACCGAAGCCAACUUCGACUGCUCCGGGACGGGGUUCUCGCUGCAGGCCAUGGACUCCAGCCACGUCGCGCUCGUCGCGCUGCUCCUCCGCGCCGAGGGCUUCGAGCACUACCGCUGCGACCGCAACCUCUCCAUGGGCAUGAACCUCAGCAACAUGGCCAAGAUGCUCCGCUGCGCCGGCAACGACGACAUCAUCACCAUCAAGGCCGACGACGGAUCCGACACCGUCACCUUCAUGUUCGAGUCGCCCAAACAAGAUAAGAUUGCGGAUUUCGAGAUGAAGCUGAUGGACAUCGACAGCGAGCACCUCGGCAUCCCGGAUUCCGAGUACCAGGCUAUCGUUCGCAUGCCGUCGUCUGAGUUUAUGAGGAUCUGCAAGGAUCUCAGCAGCAUCGGGGACACCGUUGUCAUCUCGGUGACUAAGGAGGGCGUCAAGUUCUCGACCUCUGGAGACAUUGGAUCUGCAAACAUUGUCUGCAGGCAGAACCAAACUGUGGAUAAGCCAGAAGAAGCUACCAUUAUAGAGAUGCAAGAGCCAGUUUCUCUGACCUUUGCCCUGAGGUACAUGAACUCCUUCACCAAGGCAUCCUCCCUGGCCGAUCAAGUGACAAUCAGCCUUUCAUCUGAGCUACCAGUGGUGGUUGAGUACAAGAUUGCGGAGAUGGGCUACAUUCGAUUUUAUCUUGCGCCAAAGAUCGAAGAAGAUGAGGACAUGAAGUCCUGAAGACUUGUAUGGAUAUUGUCAUGUUUCCUACUUUUCCUGGUCUUUCAACCAUCGUUUGCUGAGCUUGAUGGUGUUUGUAAGCAAAAAUGGUGUUAUGCUUUUCUCUCAGGCCAGACUGCUUUAGCUACUUGUAUCAGUCACUGCUCUGUGAAUCCAUGGAUUUACAGUGAAUUUAGAUUAGUGGAAUUGUCUUUGUGCA